This is a messenger RNA of Prorocentrum cordatum, 2704 nucleotides long. The record is from the annotation of a GenBank genome assembly. Lineage: Eukaryota; Dinophyceae; Prorocentrales; Prorocentraceae.
GGCAUGGAGCUGAACUCGCAGCACCUGGCCAACAUCCUCUGGGCCGUAGCCCGCGUGAGGCCCAAGCACACGGUGACCCGAGCUGCUGCGAUAAGGCUUCUGCCCCGCUGCACCGCCCUGCUGGAGCAGUUCAAGCCGCAGGAGGCCUCGUCGGUGCUGCUGGCCGCCUCCAAGAUCUUCGGUCGCAGCCACCCCGGCGGCAGCGAGGAGGGCGCGGCGCCGCCGCCCGCGGGCCAGCCUGGCGAGCACGUGCAGCACCCUCAGGAGGUCUUGAUGUUCUGCGAAUGCGUCGAGCGGUGGGCGUCGCCGCGCGUGCGGACUUUCUCGGACCAGUCGCUGACCAACAUCCUGGUGGCCCUGGGCACGCUGGGUCUGAGCGGGCGGAGGGCGCUGACGCCUGCGGUCGAGCAGGAGGUCUUGGAGCGCGCCCCGCACCUCCCGGCCGGCAGAUUCAUCGUGCUCUUCAGGGGCCUGCUCUCCAACCCGGCCGUGGAGCCGACCGUCCUGCAGCGCGCCGCCGGGAUGAUGGCGGAGAAGUUCCCGCUGCUGCCACAGGACCGGUGGUCGCUCGCCCGCGUCUUCUCCGCGCGGAGGUCCACGGCGAACAUGACGGAGGAGCAGCUCCUCAAUUGGUGCCUGACCAUGUCUACCGACUUGCAGGUCGCCGUGCAGCAGUCCGCGUGCUGCGGCGGGGGCCCGCCGGCGGACGACCUGGGCUGCGAGGAGCCCCCCGGCCCGUCCGCGGGACGACCCCGCUAUGCGGCCGGCGAGACGCACUUCGAGGGCUCCGACCAGCAGGCGGCGGCCUUCGGCGGCGGCGGCCCCCCCGUGGCCGACGGCCUCGGCCACCACGCGUGCGGCGGGCCCGCGUGCGGCGCUGGCGGCACGCUGCCCCAGGCCGGUGCCCUCCACGGCGGCGCCGACUUCAACGGGUGCGCGCAGCCCUCUCGCGGGCCGCCACAGCAGGCGUGCUUCGAGGCGGGCCGCUUUGGGCAGCCGGCAGCCUGGGCGCCGGGCAUGUCCGGCCCGCCCUACGAGCGGGAGGCGUGGCCGCCGCAGCAGUCCGCCGCCCACCCGGCGCCCCAGAUGCCGGAGAGGCACUUCGGCUCCCGGGCUCCCAGCGGCGCGCACGACGGGCGCUUCGAGUGUGAGGCGUGGCCGCCGCAGCGGGCCCCUGCCGAGGCGCCGGCCUGGGAAGACCGGGCGUGGCCCCGGUCGCGCGCGGACUUCCGUGGGCCCGCCGAGUCGCCGCCGGCCCACCAGGCUUACCAAUACCAUCGCAGCCCAGCGGAAGAUGCUUUCGACGAUCACUCAGCCGCGGCGCAUGGCGCCGCCGUGCAGGCGUCGAUGCCCGCAAGCUCGAGCUCUUCCAGCUCCCGCCCGAGACGAGGGAACGGCGCGCCGCAGUGGCAGCACCCCGACCGGGGCGGGCCCGGCGGCGGCGCUCUCGGCCACGGCGACCGCCGUCCCCGUGCCGCGCCGGGCAGCUGGCGGCAGCCAGAGGGCGCGGAGGCCGCGGCGCCCGCGGGCGCGGGAGGCUGGCGCGCGGAGCGCGAGGCCCCGCAGCUGCCGCCGCCGGCGCGCGGCGCCGGCCUGCGGAUGGAGGUGCGGGGCGGCCGCUGGCACCCAGAGGAGCAGGCGGCGGGUGGCGGGUGGCGGCCCGGGCCGCCGGACGACGGGGAGCCGCCAGGCUGGAGGCCUGGGGCGCGGGGCGGCGGCUGGCAGCUGGAGACGGCAGGCGACUUGGGGUGGCAGUCCGCCGAGUUGGUGGAGGACCCCGAGGCGAUCUACGGCUUCUCCCACGGCUGGGGCGAGGUGGCGGCCAGGCGGGGCGGCCCGCAGGGGUACCCGGAGACGUGGCCCGAGGACGCCUCUGGUGGCUGCCACGCAGGCGCCCAGCAGGGCGAGCCCUGGCCGUCUGGGGGCGGCGCCCGCGGCUGCCCCGCCCCGCCCGCUGGUGACGACGACGGCGCCGCCGCGGCCGGAGACGCGGCGGAGUCGCAGGUGGAGCAUAUGGAGGCGCAGGAGUUUGAGGUGAGGAACACGUUCGUGGAGGCCGCGUCCGACAGAGAGGAGAGAGCGCUCAAGUCCUGGGCGUUCAACUUCAACUCUGCUCCGCCCAUGAAGCCGGCGGCCGUUCCCGCCGAGGGCGCGGACAGGGCGGCCGCCACCGCCGCAGGCGGGGAGGAGGCUCACGUCCGCCGCAAGGCGCCGACGUCGCUGAUGCCCAGCAGCCUCCGGCAGAGGCUGAAGACCACGUUCAUGAAGCUGGACGAGGAGAAGGACCAGGAGCAGGAGGACGCCGACGCCGCGAGCGUGGGAAACCGCUCCCAGGCCAGCUCGACCCCCGCCGCCGGGGCGGGCGGCGACCCAGCGCAAAGCUGAGUCCUGCCGGGCGGCGCGGGCAGGGCUGCGCGCCGUGGCCCUGGAUGCCUCGUCGCUCCCGGCCAGAAGGUCUGGGCGUGCCCGUGUGGCUUUCGACCGUCGUCGCAGGCGGCCGUGGCGACUCGAGGAGCUGUGCAGACCGCGGUUCCACGACGGCAUGCCUCAGCUGCCACUCCCGAAGUGGCCCGAGUCGUCGUGCGUCCUCGUCUUCCUUUCCCUCGCCCUCUCUUCCUCGUCCCUCCCCCCUUUCUGCUGCUCCUCUGUCUUUCCCUUCCUUCUCUCCCGUGCCUCUGCUGCUGCUCCUCCGUUUGCUUCCCCC